AUGGCGGGCGACUUUACUCUCAAGAAGAAAUUGUUGAAGCAUCUCAGGCGUAGAGAAGGGGAUUCAGCGAAACCGAAGACGCAGGAUGGCUCACCUACAUAUGGCCUGGCCUCAGCAAAUUCUUCACAAGCGCACUCAUCCAACUCUCAUAGCAACGCAGAUCCACCGAUCACAACCAUCUAUCCCACACCACUGUCGAUCAAUCGAGAUGAUUCCAAGUUUGACAGGGAGACGAAUGGGUUUGAUCUUAAUCCUGCGAACAAGGCUUGUUUACGAGAUCUCUGCGUGUCCGAUCCUCGCGACGACAAAGCCCGAAUUGAGGAUAUUAAAGGUGGCCUACUCAAAGGGUCAUAUAGCUGGAUCCUCGAUCACCCCAAUUUCCGGCAAUGGCGCGACGAGCAGAACCGGAUGCUCUGGAUUAAGGGUAGUCCUGGCACGGGCAAGACCAUGCUGCUUUGUGGUCUCAUCAACGAAAUAAAACCAUCGACGAGAUUGAGCGACCCGAAUGCCGACCCACUGCUCUCCUACUUCUUCUGCCAGGCAACCGACGUUCGUUUCAACAACGGUACUGCCAUGCUACGCAAUCUGAUCUACCUACUCAUUAUCCAACAACCAUACCUUAUCUGGCGCGUACGUGAGGAGUAUGAUCCUGUCGGCGGAGCGCUUUUUGAAAGUCCAAAUUCCUGGGACCACUUAUGCGCCAUCUUCAUAAAGAUUUUACAAGACCUGAGCGGAACGACCGUCUACCUGGUCAUCGACGCCCUUGACGAAUGCACUGACUUGAAACGUCUCAUUGGGUUUAUCUUGGGACUUCUGCCUAAUUUCUCGCAUGCCAAAUGGAUCGUAUCCAGCCGGGAAACCUACAUCGUCGACCGAUUUCUGAGGUCCAAUGACUUUGACUUAGGACUGAGUAUUGACUUAAACAAUGCUAUGUCUGUAUCUGACGCUGUUCACACGUAUAUUGACGAAAGGGUGUCCGAACUCAGGUCCUUACAAGGCGACGAUGAGCUCCGACAACUCGUUCGGAAUACUCUCCACGAGAAGACCCAUGGGAAUUUUCUCUGGGUAUCCCUAGUCAUCCAGCAACUACAAAGACAAAGUAUCAGGCGCAAGGAUGUUUUAGAAGUAAUCAGUGACGUACCAACAGACCUACGGGGGAUUUAUGCUCAAAUGAUAGAGCAAAUCCACCAGCUAUACGAAAGAAAGUAUUGUCUGCUCGUGCUUACGGCAGCUACUCUUGCAUAUCGUCCCCUACAUCUGUUGGAGAUAGCCAUUGUAUCCGGACUGCCUCCAAUCAAUAGGGAUAGAAUCGAGGAAUUUGUCAAGAUGUGCGGCUCGUUCCUAAUUCUACGAGACGAUCAUGUCUUCAUCAUCCACGUAACGGCCAAGGACUAUCUAUACACAAAUUGGAGCUCACUUCAGCUGGCUGGAGUUGCACAAAGACAUGCUGACAUUAAGAUACACAACCGCGUCAUCCAGAUCCGUUAG
This is a messenger RNA of Trichoderma aggressivum f. europaeum, 1488 nucleotides long. RefSeq lists its product as uncharacterized. Bases 1 to 1488 code for a protein of 495 amino acids. The record is from RefSeq and is a predicted model, not a curated record. NCBI's taxonomy places the organism in Eukaryota, Fungi, Ascomycota, Sordariomycetes, Hypocreales, Hypocreaceae. The transcript has 3 exons.